Messenger RNA from Trichoderma harzianum CBS 226.95, 965 nucleotides. RefSeq lists its product as hypothetical. Bases 207 to 758 code for a protein of 183 amino acids. The record is from RefSeq and is a predicted model, not a curated record. The transcript has a single exon. NCBI's taxonomy places the organism in Eukaryota, Fungi, Ascomycota, Sordariomycetes, Hypocreales, Hypocreaceae.
CGCCCAGGUUAGGAAGGACAUGACGGAAAACAACGACAGUGGAAGAAGAUGACAACAUGGCCCGGUUAUCUUGCAAAUUUCGAUAGAUGGUCUAGGCGGCAUCUGGUCUAGCAGAGAACGCUAGAAGCAUUCUAGACGGCGGUCUGACGAUUCGCCUGAGAACUAGACUACUACGGGGUUCCCCACAAAUCGCUCGCGCCGCGAAAAUGCUGCCCAAAGGAGAAGGGGUCAAUGUUCUUCUUGGUCCCGUCACUAGGGCUUCAGGUGGGUGUCAGAAGGGAAGGCAAGGGGGAUGCCUCUUGGUUGAAGCGGUCCGGAAUAAGCGGGGUGGGACGGAGAGUGCAUCUUCAAGCGUGCCUCUUCUCCGAUCGCUUAAUAUUGGGUUGGUUAGAGAUAUAUGCGGAAUAUACCACGGCCUAGGCGCGGACGUUGGCGCAAAUCACCUAGGCGAGAUGCAACGCCGGGCUGUGUCUUUUUACCUUGGUCCGAGUAUACGGAGUACGGAGUGUGCAAUGCAGAGAAUCGGAAUCCUAGCGCUAGAUCGCCUGCUCUAUCCCUUCCGAUGCAAGAUGAACCCCCCUGAAGAUCCUGUGAGUCGGCCACGGGCUGGUCUAUGUCGGUCCUACUGCGGGCGGGCCAAGUGUCGAGACACAGCGAGGCACGCAACACAGCGUUUGGAGAGUCAGGUCAGCUAUGAUUGCACAUUCUGUCCAUCAUACCAUGAUCGUACCACUAGGAAAACCACAAGUGCGCAUUGAGGAUAUGCCUUUGCCAGCAGAAAACGCGUUCAGCCGCGGGCGCAGGGAUGACCAUUUCGCUAAAUGUCACUUGUCAGAUUGCCAUGUAUCUUACGAAUGAUAGGCAUCUACGGAGUGCUAGCAGCAGCCUUGGCUCCAUGUCCGCUCUCUGCAACAGGUUUUCUGGAUUGCUUUCACACGCACUUUGCAUCAAUAUUUUGUCGAUCU